GUAUCGUUGUUUAGAUGUAAAACAUGAAAAGAAGCCGGGCAAAAAAAAACAAAAAGGCUUGAACAGAAUUGAACACUAAAUAAAGAAUAGGAUAUUUUUUAAUGAUCCUCAAACGUUUAAUACGUAAUUGGCAAACUAGAAAAUUCCAUUUGUCAUUAAAUAUGGCUGGCUUGCAAAAUAAGAUGAAAUUUCUUAACCAAGAAGAGGCCCAACAAAUUGACGAAGACCUCUUCAAUGAGUUCGCCUUUUCCGUUGACCAGUUAAUGGAGUUAGCCGGUUUAAGCUGUGCUCACGCCGUUGUUCGGGCUUUUCCCAAGGAAUCAUUAACAAGAGAAAAAGGAGCCAUUCUAAUAGCAUGCGGCCCUGGCAAUAACGGAGGAGAUGGGCUCGUUUGCGCCCGACACUUAAAAUUAUUUGGUUAUAAACCAACUAUUUACUAUCCGAAGAGACCGAAGAAAACUCUUUUUGAGAAUUUAGUUACUCAAUGCGAGAAAAUGGAUAUUCCCUUUCUAUCUUAUCUACCCUCAGAUCCACAACUUAUACACGAUUCGUACAAUCUUAUUGUUGAUGCCAUUUUUGGUUUUAGCUUCAAAGGAGAAAUGAGGGGUGACUUUCCGGAUAUAAUGAAGAAAUUGAUCACCAGUAAGCUACCUGUAGCCAGUAUAGAUAUACCGAGUGGUUGGGAUGUGGAAACAGGACCAGUCGAGGAGAGGCCAAGUUUUAAAUCCGAAGUUUUGAUAUCGUUAACGGCACCUAAACUAUGCGCCAAGAAAUUUUAUGGACGACAACACUUUUUGGGUGGAAGGUUCAUACCACCGGAUCUCGCCAAAAAAUACGAAUUAGUUCUACCUCCGUUUCCCGGAUGCGAAUGCAUUGUUGAAAUUCCUGUUGAAAAAAUGAGUCCAGAAGAUGAGGGUGUGGAGAGUAAAUCGACAAGGGAAUAAUUCUCCUCUUCUCGUCAAAUUUACAUAAUUAUUCUCAUUCGAAUACAGGGAACGAACAUCAGUGCCCUUAAAAAAGUUUGUUAAAACUGGUCCAUAACUGAAUAGAAAUUUAAACCUUUCCAACUUUCAUUAGCCCUAUAUAAGCCAAACUAAAAAGAGAAAAUAAGAUUUAACUUCUAUCUAUGUAAAAAUUUAAUAUUCAAACAGAAACGAUAUGAUUUACUGAUGUACAUACGAAAUAGACGAAUAUUAACUAAAUAGAUUAGCUACGUCUGAAAAUCUUCUGCAGUUUAAAUAGAAUAUACUAUUAUGUGUAUUGCGUGUUUUUUUCUUUCUUCUUUCAUAAUGAAUAUCAAUCAAAAUCUCAUCUUUUCCCUUUUAUUUCUUUUAUUCCUCUUUUUCAAAUCAGAUAAACAGUUACUGCUUUAAGAAACUCUUAAAAAUAUUGGAGAACGUAUCAUACUUCUGGCAGCUUUCAAUCCAAUUUUUAUCUUUCCCUUUAUCAUACUUGUUAUUAGUGUAAACGUUUAUCUAGAUAUCAAAAACUAAAAAUAUAUAAAUAGAAUAUAUAUAUACAAUAUAUAUAUAUAUAUAAUAGAUAAAUGCAUAGAUACAUGUAAUAUUAAAUAUUAAUUGUCUCCAUUAUUGAAAUGUUUAGCCACCCUUGCUCUAAAUCUAUCUAUCUGUCUGUCCACCUUUAUAUAUGUCUUCAUUCUAUGGUGAGUAAAUAUCAACAUUCAUAAUAAAUGAAACAUAAAGUUAUAUUGAUGCUUUUAGUAAUCGAGUAAAAAUCUGAUGGUAAUUAUUAAUAAAUAUCAAAUAAUCUGGAAUUAAUAUUGUCAUUUGUCGUAAGGUGUAAAUUUAAGAAAUAAAACAGAAGAG
This is a messenger RNA of Dimorphilus gyrociliatus, 1826 nucleotides long. The record is from the annotation of a GenBank genome assembly. Lineage: Eukaryota; Metazoa; Annelida; Polychaeta; Dinophilidae.